Molecule: messenger RNA, 1533 nt
Organism: Cucumis sativus (cucumber)
Lineage: Eukaryota; Viridiplantae; Streptophyta; Magnoliopsida; Cucurbitales; Cucurbitaceae
Exons: 5
Coding region: 329-1036 (235 amino acids)
Source: RefSeq, a predicted model, not a curated record
CGCAUUAUCUUCAAGUUUCGAGCAAGAAAGAAAUCCAACGCUAGUUUCCAAAUUCCGUUGCCACACAGUUUAAAAUCUUCAACCUAAAAACUACUUAAUUGCCUUUUCAGAAUUGAUUCUUCUUUCAAUAGAUUACUCCCUCGUCCUCGCUGCAUCGCGCUUGUACUCGUCUCACUCGCUCAUGAAUGAUUUGAUCAUACGGUGUUCUUGCGGUUUAGGAAAAAGAAACAAAGAAGAGAGAAAUUCGAAAUCGAGCGGCCAACAGGAGCGGUUAAGAGGUUAGGACGGCUCGUUGGUGGGGUUAGGUGGAUUUUUCAAAUGGUAUAUCAUGCUUUGCAAUUCAUUGAGAGAUCGACUUCGGCCAUGGCUUCGUGAUUAUGAUAGGCUUCAGUCUUUCGCCGUCAUUCUCAUUUAUAUUCAGAUCGGGUGCGCAUUGAUUGGAUCCCUAGGGGCAUUGUACAAUGGUGUUUUGCUUAUAAAUUUGGCAAUCGCAUUGUUCGCGUUGGUAGCCAUAGAGAGCAGCAGUCAGAGUCUUGGUCGUACAUACGCUGUUCUCCUCUUCUCUGCCAUUUUCCUCGACGUCUUCUGGUUUAUUCUUUUCGCCUACGACACAUGGAACAUCUCAUCCAAGCAAUAUGGACCCCUUUUUACCUUUUCAGUGAAGCUUACUCUGGCUAUGCAGAUUAUUGGAUUUUCUGUUAGGCUAUCAUCUUCUCUACUUUGGAUUCAAAUUUACAGGUUGGGGAUUUCAUACAUGGAAACUUCAGUUCCCCGAGAGGCAGACUACGAUCUGAGAAAUAGUUUUCUUAGCCCGGCUACUCCUGUUGUAGUUAGACAACCAUCAGGUUCCGAUGACAUGAUUGGGGGCUCUAUCUAUGAUCCAACUUACUACUCGUCCCUAUUUGAAGAUGGUCAAGAUAGUAAAUGUUUGUCUGGGAUCUCUCAUUUCGGUAAUGGUGAUAAUGGUUCUACCUCUGGGCCAGAUGUAUCUCGAUCAAAGCUGUCCAGACAUUUCCAAGUAGCAGAUUCUUUGUAGGAUGAGUAUGCAGAUGGACAUCAGCAGACGGUUUAGAGCAUUGAGUUGGUGAAUUUGUUGACUAUCUGCUCCUAUUAUGAUAUCGCAAAUAUUGUCGUUUACAACUAUCUACUCAGUACUCAGGUGCGGCUGGUUAAUGUAGAGCGAUGUUGUACAGCUUCACAUUAUUAGGUAUAAUUCUUUCUUCCCGGAUAAAUCUUUUUUCCAUUGAAGGAAAUGGCUUAAGCGAUGCGUUGGCUUUGGCGUCUCAAGAGGGAAACAAAUUCAUAAAAAGAACUAUGACUUUCACUCUUUCUGAAUUCCGUAGAUAAAGGGCCAGUUAGAUCUUGGAGCGGAAGAAAUCUGUGGCUCAUGGAAACGCAUUUUUUCUAUUGUAGUAUUUUCAAAUUUUGGGGAGAUUGUGGAAAUUAACCUACCUUACAAGGUGAACUAUCAUUUUGUUUUGUUAUAUCUAAAUAAUACGUCUCGUGGUUCUCGACUGAAUGUGUUUUCUUCGA